Messenger RNA from Linum trigynum, 1161 nucleotides. Lineage: Eukaryota; Viridiplantae; Streptophyta; Magnoliopsida; Malpighiales; Linaceae. The record is from the annotation of a GenBank genome assembly.
AUGGACGGGAUAAUGAGCAAGCUGAGGAACUUAGAUGCGUACCCGAAAAUCAACGAGGAUUUCUAUAGUCGUACGCUUUCUGGCGGCCUUAUCACCCUCGCCUCAUCGGUUCUCAUGCUUCUUCUUUUCAUCUCGGAGCUUCGAUUAUACUUGCAUACUGUCACUGAGACAAAGCUCGUGGUCGAUACUUCAAGGGGAGAAACUCUUCGUAUCAAUUUUGAUGUCACUUUUCCUGCCCUGCCAUGCUCUAUUCUAAGUCUUGAUGCGAUGGACAUAAGCGGAGAGCAACAUCUUGAUGUGAAACAUGACAUUAUUAAGAAGAGAAUUGACUCUCACGGCAAUGUAAUAGAAGCACGGCCCGAUGGAAUUGGUGCUCCUAAGAUUGAAAAGCCUUUGCAGAAACAUGGUGGGAGGCUUGAGCACAACGAAACUUAUUGUGGUUCAUGCUUUGGUGCUGAAGAGUCAGAUGACCAUUGCUGUAAUACUUGUGAAGAUGUUCGUGAAGCAUAUCGAAAGAAGGGCUGGGCGCUGUCAAAUCCAGAUUUGAUUGACCAGUGUAAAAGAGAAGGUUUUCUUCAGAGAAUCAAAGAGGAAGAAGGUGAAGGAUGUAAUGUGUAUGGGUUUCUGGAGGUUAAUAAGGUGGCUGGUAAUUUUCAUUUUGCACCAGGGAAGAGCUUUCAACAAUCAGGAGUUCAUGUUCAUGAUCUCCUGGCAUUUCAGAAAGAUACCUUCAAUGUUAGUCACCAUAUCAAUAGGCUAACUUUUGGAGAUUAUUUUCCUGGGGUUGUUAAUCCUCUUGAUGGUGUACAUUGGAAUCAAGAAUCUCCAAGUGGGAUGUACCAGUAUUUUAUCAAGGUCGUACCUACAGUGUACACUGAUGUCGGUGGCCAUACAAUCCAAUCCAAUCAGUUUUCUGUAACUGAGCAUUUUAGGAGUGCGGACGCUGGUCGUCUUCAGUCCCUCCCUGGAGUGUUCUUCUUCUAUGAUCUUUCUCCAAUUAAGGUUACAUUCAUGGAGGAGCACGUAUCGUUCUUGCAUUUCUUAACCAAUGUUUGCGCUAUAGUUGGAGGGGUUUUCACGGUUUCUGGGAUAUUGGAUUCAUUUAUCUACCACAGUCAAAAGGCAAUAAAGAAGAAGAUGGAGCUUGGUAAAUUUAGCUGA